CACACGAAGGUGAAAUACCCGAGAAAAGAACAGGCUCUGCAACUCACCGUCAGCGGACAUGCAUUUUUGCAAGAAAAUGAAAAAUGACUGCGAGUGAGUGCACCUGCUCCUGCACAAGUAGUGCGUACUGUUCUAAUAUCCUGCUGACUGGCUGCUUCUAUAGAGCAGCUUUAAACUUUUCAACACGUAUCUGUUUAGAGAAACAAAACGCAAUCUUCCCUCAACAGGAUGGCUUUCGGCAUCGUCAAGAAGUCGCUGCUUUCCUUCGCGGCAUUUGCCGCGUCGUCUGUGCACGGGCUCGUCCCCCCUACGGAGACGGAGUUUUCCGAUGAAGGCGAUACCCGCGGCGCGAAGACGCAGGACGAGACCGGCACCACGUCUGGGGACCUGCAAGCCGUCGUCGGGAGUGAUGGAAGUACGGUAGCUGCAAUAUCCAACAGAAAAAAGCAGGCAGGGCAAUUGUACAAUGCAAAAAGAAAUAGACAGCAAAACCUGUACGUGCACUUCUGUGUAACCUAAAGUAAAGCACGCUAUGGGCUCGCCCAUAGGAGAUUUUUGUUUUGCAGCUCUUUGGUUAUUUUUUGAAGGUACAAAUAUAUAUAAUUCCCUGUCUGCUUUAUUCUGUGUGAUAUGCAAUGGUGGACGUGAACAAGGGAGUCGUCGCGGCUGUGGUGAUCGGCGUGAUAUGCAUUGUUCGCAUCGGUUUAGGUACAUGAAGAUUGGAUCAAGUUCAAGCUGCAGUUUUCAGAAAAACAAAAUGAACUGGACGGAACAAGCAAUUUGUGUCAUGCUGUUUGUGGAUGGUGGAUGGUAUGGAUGCACAAAGACUGAUUUGGCUUUUCAUGCUGCGACGUACAAAGCUCCAGCAUGAUUUUUUUUUUUCCUUUUGUCGAUCGUCCAGGACGAGGACCAUGUUAAUGUUUGUGUACGUAUACGAUGCCCUUGCAGUCUGCCAUACAUUUGCUUGCAGAUUUCUGGUUGGAACACAGAUUUCGCGCUGGCCGUUAACGGCGCCGUGAAGAAGAGUAUCCGCCAUGGUCAGGGUGGCGUGGAAUGGACCAAAAUCCAGGCGAAAUGCAGUUGCGUGACAGAGAACGGUAAUAAAGAAACCUCUACCGUGCAGACCGCGACCCAUCCAGACUACCAACACAAUCACGUGGACGUAUAUGCGCGCUGCAAAGACGCGUGCGAGGAUCAGUACCCAGGAAGGAAGGUGGAGGUGGAAGAGUGCAAAGUUUGCACCAACGAUGUCUAGAAGGGAUAAGUGCUGACGAUAUGAUGUUCAAGCGCGGGAGGAAAAAGUACUUACACUUUGGCGACUUUCAGCAUAUCAUCAAUUUUUGAAGUUGGACCAUGAUAGAAAAAUAACGGCGUACAGGGUUUAGUUGUCGUGUUCGCCGGGGUAACUGACUCAUGUGCAGUGCGACCACUAUGUAUACGUUCAUUUCUUUUCGUUAGUGUUCGUAGUUGUGCUUCACUUUUUCGGUGUUUGUCUGGUGGUGCCUGAGUUGGAGAAAGAUGGACGGACCACUUGACCUUGAACACAGUUGAGAGGAGCAUAGAGUCGCUUGUCCUACGACUAAGUACCGAAAGAUAAACAAGAAAUACUAACCACGAGGAACGAGACGACAUACGCAAGCCAAACUUCUCUACGUAUGGAUCCGCCAAAAUAUUCAAG
This is a messenger RNA of Amoebophrya sp. A120, 1678 nucleotides long. NCBI's taxonomy places the organism in Eukaryota, Dinophyceae, Syndiniales, Amoebophryaceae. The record is from the annotation of a GenBank genome assembly.